AUGAAGUCUGCUUUGAUUAUCGCAUCCGUUCUUUUGGUCGGCGUGGCCCUCGAAGUCGCCGCCCGCAACGUCAACGACAACCAAAACGAGCGUGAAAACAACAACCAGUGGACCCGUUUGCAACAAGGAGACUCCAGCGAUGAGUCCGUCGAGUCGAACUUCAACGAAUAUCAAAACAACAACAAGUUCAACAACGUCCGAAGCAACUAUGACUCUGAAUCGACGUUUGCCGACCGUCAGAUCAACCAAAACGAAGAUGCCUACUUUGGUUCCAGCCAAGAGUUAGGUCUACAACAGCAACGCAAAAGCCAAAACCAAUUGAAUGCCGCCAGUCAUCCCGAAGGACUCGCCAAGAUUAUGGUCGAGAAAAUUGCCGCCAUUCAGAAAAUCGCCGUCGACUACAAUAUCGCCGAAAGCGCCGAUUCCUUGAACGCAGCUCUCCCCAUCAGCUCUCACUCCGUCAAAUUCGCAAAACACAAUUUCGUGUCGUUCAUGAACUCGACCAUGAAGAACCUUAAAGAUGGUGACUUGGAAUACAUGUACCUGAACCCAUCAAGGGACACCGUGUUCGCCCAAUACCAAUUCAACCAGGUCAAAACCGUCGGAUCGUUCAAGUCCAACAUCCCCCACGCUCAUUCAGGUCACUACACAGUCAUCAUGAACAACGUGCUCAGCAACUUGUCCACUGGAUUCAAUGACAACAAACACGCCGUGAUCAAGGCGGCCAAAUUCCAAAACGCUGACGUCAACAUAAUCACCCACGACGGUUCCGAAACGCAAGUGUUGAACCCGGCUAUAGAAGAUAAAUAUUUGGGCGUGUUGGCCAACACCGUGUCCAACGAAGUGAUGAAGUCAGCCAACAAAGGUGCACUCGUCCACAUUAAAAACGAAAUCCGCAAACCAAUCGUUUCCCAAAUGAACACUGCUAGAAAGAACACCAACAAGCUGUUCGACUUAAGAUGGCAGGAGGACCAAGUCACCAUGGAGAUGGCUAACAUCGGUUUCACGAACUCAGAAGUACUGGUACACUCCACUGAACAUUUAUUGAACUCUGUGAGUUUCCAACGGAAAUCCCAAGACUCCUACAGAUUGCGUUAUGACUUCUCCAUCAGAAACAUGGGAUGGACAUCACCCAUGAACAUCGUGUCGGCUAAUGUGAGGACGUCCACAGGUCCAAUCAAAUUCACUACCGAUGAAAUCAUCGUCAAAGUUUUCAUCGACAAGUCCGGCCGCGAUCAACAACAACAGUUGUACGGCAAGGCUUACACCAACGUAGAAGUACGAGGUCUCCAUUACGACUUGAAGAACGUCAAGUCCGACCUUGUGUCCUACUUCGAAAACGAUCUCCAACGUUUCAUGGAACAUUCUUUGGGAUCUUACCUUCAAGAUUCUUUGGUGCAAGAAUUAAGCAACUCUAGUCGCCAAUACUAA
This is a messenger RNA of Macrosiphum euphorbiae (potato aphid), 1431 nucleotides long. NCBI's taxonomy places the organism in Eukaryota, Metazoa, Arthropoda, Insecta, Hemiptera, Aphididae. The record is from the annotation of a GenBank genome assembly.